Molecule: messenger RNA, 631 nt
Organism: Triticum aestivum (bread wheat)
Lineage: Eukaryota; Viridiplantae; Streptophyta; Magnoliopsida; Poales; Poaceae
Product: probable E3 ubiquitin-protein ligase RHY1A
Exons: 2
Coding region: 112-531 (139 amino acids)
Biological process (GO): protein ubiquitination
Cellular component (GO): cytoplasm
Molecular function (GO): ubiquitin protein ligase activity
Source: RefSeq, a predicted model, not a curated record
CGCUCCCGUCGCUUCCCCAAACAUAUCUCCUCCCGAUCCAAUCUCACCCGGCCAACUGCAAACACAGGUAGCCCGCGCCCGCGGGGAAUCGUCGAUCCAGUUCGCUAUUCCAUGAUGGCGCUGCGACAACUACAACAAGAAGAUGACUUUCUACCUGACCCCGAUGCCAUGUUUCGCGAGCUUGUCCGCCUCGGUCAUAUUACCGAGGCCAACACGGACAACAUCACCCCACACGCCAGCGUCGCGGGUGCACUGGCCACGGCAGUGGCCGAAGCACUCAAGACGGUGGACGCGCCAUCCGAUGGGCGCGACUGCCCGAUCUGCAUAGAGGACGACGACUCGGCGGCGUGGAAGGAGACGCCUUGUGAGCACCGGUUCCACGGGCGGUGCCUCGAGAGGUGGCUGCAGGCCAAGGGGAGCUGCCCCAUGUGCCGGCGCCAGCUGGUGACCAUGCCCUCCGCCGCCGCCCCUAGUACUGCUGUAUUCUCAGAUUUAGAGCUGGAUGCCAUGAUGGACCUCGUGAAUUACUAGUUGCCUCUGUAGGGAAAUUAAUGAUGCUCCUUGCUUAGGGCUGCUCGAUCGGCAAACAUCUGGAAAUGUAAUCAUAUGUUUAUUCACAUUUUCUUCAUCA